AUGACGAAGCUCAUCACUGUCUUUGGCUCUACUGGCAACCAGGGUGGUUCUGUUGUACGAGCUAUCCUGAAUCACCCGAGUCUUAGCAAGGAAUGGAAGGUGCGCGGCGUUACGAGGAACCCGAAUAAACCUGAUGCGCAAGCCAUGGUAGCAAAAGGUGUUGAGAUGGUCGCUGCGGACCUGAACAGCAAAGACUCAAUCCUGAUCGCCAUCACCGGAUCUGAUGCCGUGUUUGGCGUGACAAACUACUGGGAAAAGGCCUCGCUCACCCACGAAGUCCAACAAGGCCGCAAUCUAACCGACGCCUGCCUCGAAGCCAAAGUAUCGCACUUGAUAUGGUCCUCCUUACCCCACGUCUCCAAGAUCACCAACGGGAAACUGCCGAAUCUGCAUCACUUCGACAGCAAAGCCAUGGUUGAGGAAUACAUCAAAGAAGCCGGCCAAUCUGCCUCUUUCGUACUACCAGGAUAUUUCAUGACCAACGUCCCUGGAUCUAUAAAACCCACCCCGAAUGGCGAUGGGUACACGUUAUCUCAACUUUUCCAUCCUGACACUCAAAUCCCUAUGCUAGACGUUCCCACCGAUUUCGGUAAGUUCGUGGCAUCAUGCCUCGCUAAGCCGGAAGCUACUAUCGGAAAGCACGUGCUUGCUGCGAGCGCGUGGGUCACGCCGCUUGAUGUUUGCGCAGCUGUAGAGAAGGUUACAGGAAAGAAGUGCGACUUCAAAGAGAUGAGGGACGAGGACUGGAAGGCUGGGCAGGAGUUGUUGGAGAAUAUGGUUAUGAUCAAAAAGUGGGCGUACUAUGGGCCUGGAGCAAAGGAGGGGGUGAAGUGGAGCCAGGAGGUUGUUGAUAGUGCAGGCGGGUGGGAAGAAUUUGGUAGCUUUGAGGCCUUUCUUGCAAGAACGGGGUUUCAGUGA
Messenger RNA from Alternaria atra, 918 nucleotides. RefSeq lists its product as uncharacterized. The transcript is spliced from 3 exons. Bases 1 to 918 code for a protein of 305 amino acids. Lineage: Eukaryota; Fungi; Ascomycota; Dothideomycetes; Pleosporales; Pleosporaceae. The record is from RefSeq and is a predicted model, not a curated record.